GUGCUCCCUGACCUGGUCCUUUUGUGCCUUGCUGCUCUGUGGGGUGGAUGCCAUCGAGCUGACAGAUAUGUUUGGGGAGAUCCAGUCUCCCAACUUCCCCGAUUCCUAUCCCAGCGACUCAGAAGUGACCUGGAACAUUUCUGUGCCUGAGGGAUUUAAAAUCAAGCUGUACUUCAUGCAUUUUGACUUGGAGUCAUCCUAUCUCUGUGAAUACGACUAUGUAAAGAUUGAAGCUGAGGACCAGGAGCUGGCAACCUUCUGCGGCAGGGAGACGACAGACACGGAGCAGGCUCCCGGCCAGCAAGUGAUCCUGUCCCCAGGGCCCUACAUGGGGCUCACGUUCAGGUCCGACUUCUCCAACGAGGAGCGCUUCACCGGCUUCGACGCUCACUACACGGCCGUGGAUGUGGACGAGUGCCUGGAGAAGAGCGACGAGGAGCUGGCAUGUGACCACUACUGCCACAACUACAUCGGCGGCUACUACUGCUCCUGCAGGUUCGGCUACAUCCUCCACUCCGACAACAGGACCUGCAAAGUGGAGUGCAGCGACAACCUCUACACCCAGCGGAGCGGGGUGGUCACCAGCGCCGACUUCCCCAGCCCCUACCCCAAGAGCUCGGACUGCCUGUAUCGUAUCGAGCUGGAAGAGGGCUUCUUCAUCACCCUGAGCUUCGAGGACAGCUUCGAUGUGGAAGACCACCCUGAGGUGACCUGUCCUUACGACUACAUCAAGAUCAAAGCUGGCCAGAGGGAGUUUGGCCCUUUCUGUGGAGAGAAGUCCCCGGGACGCAUUGAAACCCAAACCAACAGCGUGCAGAUCCUGUUCCACAGUGACAACUCGGGAGAGAACAGGGGCUGGAAGCUGUCGUACACAGCAAUCGGAAACCCGUGCCCACUGGUGCAACCACCAAUCAAUGGGAAAAUCGAGCCUUCCCAAGCCAAGUACACCUUCAAAGACCAGGUUGUCAUCAGCUGUGACACUGGAUACAAAGUCCUGAAGGAUAACCUGGAAAGCGACUCCUUCCAGAUCGAGUGUCUAAAGGACGGGACCUGGAGUAACAAGAUCCCUAUCUGCAAAA
Molecule: messenger RNA, 1079 nt
Organism: Pterocles gutturalis (yellow-throated sandgrouse)
Lineage: Eukaryota; Metazoa; Chordata; Aves; Pterocliformes; Pteroclidae
Gene: MASP1
Product: mannan-binding lectin serine peptidase 1 (C4/C2 activating component of Ra-reactive factor)
Exons: 7
Biological process (GO): zymogen activation
Cellular component (GO): blood microparticle
Molecular function (GO): serine-type endopeptidase activity; calcium ion binding
Source: RefSeq, a predicted model, not a curated record